AUGAGGUUGUUGGAUGAUCUACAAGAAGGACAGGCUUAUGGCAUUGGAGACAUUGACCCAGACGUGAUUCCUUUAGACAUCCGUCAUAAUUCGGUUAUCUGGAGUGCCACGGUGCCACUUAUUUCUUUUGAAUGCAUCGAGUGGCAUGCAUCUAAUAGAGUCAGGAGGCAAUUUGGCCUGAGACAGGGUGUUCCUAAUCAAGAGCGGGAUUUAGGUGCAUCACACGAAUUUGGUGACCACUUGCAAUUGUUGAACCUUGUAUUCCAAGAGAAUCUAGAAGUUCCUCCACCACCACGGGCACCCGAACCGGCACGGGGACCGGCACCGGCACCGACACCUCCACCACCACCGCCACCGAAACCGCCACAACAGAGGGGGAGCAAGCUUCGUUCAGUCAGCUGCUUGGUUUCAUGGCACCGGGGCCGCACCACUCACAUUCAGGUUCGCACUUCCUCUAAUAAUUUUGGUGCCAAAAUGUCUGUUGACUCAAGCAGAAGUGCUGAAGGGGCGGGAGGGAUUAUACACAGUGGAAAUACUAGACGUAUUCCGAUGAGUCUAAUUCAAGAGAGUAAUAGGGUAGUUGAUGAUGAGAUUGAUAACUACCUAGUAGACCAUCCAGAGGGUGAGGAUGAGGGUGAGGAUGAGGAUGACGAUGAAGAUGAGGGUGAGGAUGAGGAUGAGGAUGAUGACGAUGCUGUUGAUGAGGAUCCGGCACCUAGUGCAAGUAAAACAAACUGUUGGUAA
This is a messenger RNA of Arachis duranensis, 744 nucleotides long. RefSeq lists its product as uncharacterized. The record is from RefSeq and is a predicted model, not a curated record. The transcript is spliced from 5 exons. The coding region runs from base 1 to 744 and encodes 247 amino acids. Lineage: Eukaryota; Viridiplantae; Streptophyta; Magnoliopsida; Fabales; Fabaceae.